Molecule: messenger RNA, 783 nt
Organism: Scatophagus argus
Lineage: Eukaryota; Metazoa; Chordata; Actinopteri; Scatophagidae
Gene: dand5
Product: DAN domain family, member 5
Exons: 2
Coding region: 1-783 (260 amino acids)
Biological process (GO): determination of heart left/right asymmetry
Source: RefSeq, a predicted model, not a curated record
AUGGCUUUCCUUCUCAGCCUUGUCCUUUUGUCAAGCUGGACCGCUGUAGCUUUUACAUUCCCUCACAAUACUUUUGACAACAUUGUGAAAGGGUCAAGAGUGGAAUUUGAAUCAUCUGGCAGUGGACCAGAUGAACCUGUCCAAGGAACAGUUAAGGUUGUGCAGCUGGACCCUCGUGCCCUGGCCCAGUCAGGGUUCUUCAGAAGGGGGUUGACCCCCAGAAGAGUCUCGUCCAUUAGCUCCAGAUUGUCCUUUCCUGCAUUCCUGUCUCGUGGGCGUCCAGGUCUGUCUCCUGCCCCCAAGACCCUUAAGAGUCCACUGCACCACCUGCAGCCCAAAAGCUCCACUGAGAUGGAACUAAAGAAGAGGCAAGGCCUGCAGAUGUGGCAGAGAGCCAUAAAUAAAGGAGAAAAGUUGACCACAUCCCUGCAAGUCAAACUGAGGGACACUAAACAGGCGUGUGCUGCAGUACCUUUCACUCAGCGUGUGACAGCAGAUGGGUGCGAAACAAUAACACUGCACAAUAAGCUGUGUUUCGGCCAGUGCAGCUCGCUUUUUGUCCCAUCUGAAGGGGAGUUUGCAGGGCUGGACAUUGGCACAGAUGCCCUCAACCACAGGACCCCCUGCUCCCGCUGCGCCCCUUCCAAAUCUCGUGUGGUGACUGUACCCCUGCGCUGUGGAGCCGACGUCCGGGAGAAACAAGUGAUGGUGGUGGAGGAGUGCAAAUGCGAGACGAGCCAUGAGGAGAAUAGGGCUGAGGCUGCAGCUCCCACACACCUGUAA